This is a messenger RNA of Physcomitrium patens, 2474 nucleotides long. RefSeq names its product transmembrane E3 ubiquitin-protein ligase FLY2. The record is from RefSeq and is a predicted model, not a curated record. Gene Ontology annotation, molecular function: ubiquitin protein ligase activity. Lineage: Eukaryota; Viridiplantae; Streptophyta; Bryopsida; Funariales; Funariaceae. Gene Ontology annotation, biological process: proteasome-mediated ubiquitin-dependent protein catabolic process. Gene Ontology annotation, cellular component: endomembrane system.
UUCCCCGAGAGGUGGACACCGCUUCCUGGGCUCUGCUGCGUAUUCUAGCUCUCUCGUCGUCGUUGUCGUCGUUGCGUCAAUUUCGCUGCUUCUACUGCUCUGCAUCGAUGCUUCUAUGCUGCUGUGAUGCUUCAUCUGUUUCCAUGUGGCGCUUUGUUUCAAUCCCCUUGUCAAUCAGUGCCCCUUCGCACCCUCACUCUCGCACUCCCACAAUCGUCGUCCCUGUGUCGUAUACUCCUGGUCAUCGCUGAGGUGGUCACCGCUUGAGUAAGAGUGAGCACAGCUGCUGUAUAUGAAGAAAUCUACAAUCGGGAGAGGAGCUUGGUGAUGGGGUUUAGAGAGAGGAAGCUCUAUGAGACUUUUCCAGGGGGUAGCGGUUGAUGACGUGACAAUACAUAGACGGAGAGCAAGCAAGCCUAGUGCCGGAGAUAUGCUCUUUAAGAUUUUGUCAGAACUGGUAGACACCGAGCGGGUGGGGGCCUUUUCGGCCCAGAGGCGGGGGGUGCAGUGGGAUGACAUUGGGCGGAACUGUGGUGUGAAUAGGGCAUGUGCCAUCGCCAUCACUCUGUGGGUAAUCAUUGUAUGCGUGUUGCUGGGAGUGGCCACUGGUUAUCGACCUUUGAAGGAAAAGGUGCUUGGCUUUGAAGAAUCGCCAUGGCACGAGCGUCUAUUUACAGAAGGCAGUGGAGGACAGUUGGGUCCAUACUCGAUGUUGAACAUCUCAGGGACUUACAAAGGAACAUGGUCACAUCGCAACGGCAACUUUUCAUCCAAGUUUCCCGUGUUCCAGAAAUCUAGUGGAAAUAUAGUUUUUGAACUUACAAGCUCACUAACUGAUAUAAGGGGUGUACACUAUGUACAGGGAGAAGUAGUGCUACGCGAUGGUGUGUAUAUAAGCGAUGGUGAUUUGCAAAUGAAAAUGGAAGGGGUUUAUGUGUGGCCCUUCCGCCAACUUCGGAUGGUCUUGAGCAGUGCGGUGGACAGUGAGAUGAAUCGAGGUGAAGUUUUCAUUCGAUCCAGUCCCUACCACUUGCUCGGCAUGUUUUCAUCGCAGGUGGCACAAGACACUCCUCGUAAUUACCAUCGAAGCAAAAGAAAGACUUCACGUAUUAUGGAGAUGGGAAAGAUGUGCAAGAUUCAACUCGUCACUCAAGUAUCUCCCAGAGUGCCAGAUUAUAAACGCGAGUUUGCAAAAGGGGAACAUGAACGUCAAUUUUGUGAAAUGCGAGGGUUAGUAGAAGGUCCCAGUAUGCAUGAAGACCAAGGCGAAUGUUUCUCUCCGCUUGUCGUGAAUGCCACGUCAGUGAACGUGGAAUUGUAUUACAACAAAGCCGUCAACUACACGUUGAUGGUCACUUUCAUAUCGUUUCUGCAGGUUCUUUUCUUGAUACGUCAAAUGGAGCACAGCAACACUCAAUCUGGUGCUGCAAAGGUAUCAUUGAUGAUGAUAGGACAACAAGCUAUCAUGGAUGCGUAUCUUUGCCUCUUGCACCUUACGGCAGGCAUUCUUGUAGGUCGGGGCUCAUAUACUAUAACAGCGUGGAAGCGCAGAGAAGAGAUCAAUCAAGAAGAGUCGCUGUUCAAUACAUUUGCGACUGCUGCAUUUUUCAAGUUUGUUGUAUUCUCAAUAUUUGAGAUGCGGUACUUGCUUGCUAUUUGGAAGUCGCGAAGGCCUGUCAGUUCUGGAGAAGGGUGGGAAACUAUGCGUCGUGAGCUUUCAGUUCUCUAUUCCCGUUUCUAUGGAUUUCUGCUGAGCGGCAUACUGAUUAUAUAUGAGCUGCAUAGCAUGCUUCGCUACAUCCUUUUCUUGUUUUACUCUUUUUGGAUCCCUCAAAUUGUGGCCAAUGUGGUGCGUGAUUCGCGGAAACCACUCCACCCACACUACAUUGUGGGUAUCACCUUGACACGCUUAGCAAUCCCCCUGUAUGCCUUCGCCUGUCCGAACAACUUCAUGCGUAUCGAACCUAACCUAGGAUGGUGUCUUGGUCUAACCACAUUCUUGGGCGCCCAAGCAGCCAUACUUCUUCUGCAACAUUUCUGUGGAGCCCGGUGUUUCAUUCCACGUCAGCUGCUGCCUGAGAAAUACAGCUACUUCCGCAGAGUGAUUCGUGCUAAUGAACAUAUAGAAAGGGGAGAGGAGUGUACUCCUAUUGACUGCGUGAUUUGCAUGGCUGCUGUUGAUGUUUCACAGCGGUGUAAUGACUGCAUGGUAACUCCGUGCGACCAUUUUUUUCAUACCGGGUGCUUACAAAGGUGGAUGGACAUCAAAAUGGAAUGUCCAACAUGUCGGCGGCCGCUUCCUCCUAUGUAGCUAUCUUAGGACGUAGUUUGUAAACUACUUUGGUUUGUCUCACCAUAAUAUGUCCAUUGGAGCUGUGGCGGAUGGUUUAUUGCAAUGCUGCAGAUCUUUCGACCCUUGGAAAUUCUUUCACCUUUUUUAAUUCUCUUCGACAGUCGUAAGAGUUUGAUGUUGA